AUGUCCGACGAAGAGGUCAAGGCAUACAAGGACGUCUUUGCUCUGUUCGACAAAGAUGGAAGUGGCACGAUCACGGCGCAUGAACUCGGUGAGAUCAUGAAGUCACUUGGCCAGAACCCCUCCGACUCGGAGUUGCAGGAUAUGGUAAGAUCGCCCAUGUCUCUGGUUGCAAAGGUCGGUAUGGACUUUGGUCAACCCAUUAAUCCGUCGCACUGCAGAUCAACGAGGUCGACGUCGAUCGCUCCGGCAGCAUAG
Messenger RNA from Cladophialophora bantiana CBS 173.52, 255 nucleotides. RefSeq lists its product as uncharacterized. The transcript is spliced from 3 exons. Gene Ontology annotation, molecular function: calcium ion binding. Lineage: Eukaryota; Fungi; Ascomycota; Eurotiomycetes; Chaetothyriales; Herpotrichiellaceae. The record is from RefSeq and is a predicted model, not a curated record. The coding region runs from base 1 to 255 and encodes 84 amino acids.